Trichogramma pretiosum is the source of this 1977-nucleotide messenger RNA. RefSeq names its product hydroxypyruvate reductase. The transcript is spliced from 4 exons. The record is from RefSeq and is a predicted model, not a curated record. Gene Ontology annotation, molecular function: phosphoglycerate dehydrogenase activity; NAD binding. NCBI's taxonomy places the organism in Eukaryota, Metazoa, Arthropoda, Insecta, Hymenoptera, Trichogrammatidae. Bases 174 to 1763 code for a protein of 529 amino acids.
GCUGCUGCUGCUGCUACUUGGCACUUGUCGAUGGAAAACAGACUCACAGCCAGUAUACCUGGCUCUACAACUUUCAAGCAAAAUUGUCUCGUUUAGUUGAAAAAAAAAUAAACGAGCAUCGCCCGCCGACAGUUUUUUUUUUUAGUAAAAUAAAAAAACAACAAGACGACAAGAUGAAGCUCGACGUGAAAAGUGUAUUUAUCAGUGAUCGCGUGGGCCCGGGAUGCGAGGCUCUAUUCAAGGAACACGGCGUCGAGGUGACGACCAAGUAUGGAUUGCCAAAAGACGAAUUGAUCAAUGAGCUCAAGAAACACGACGCCGUCGUCGUCAGAUCGGAGACGAAGAUCACGGCCGACAUCAUCGAGGCCGUGCCGAAUCUGAAGAUGGUCGGCCGAGCCGGCACAGGCACCGACAACAUCGACUUGACCGCAGCCACCAAUAACGGCGUCGUCGUCCUCAACACUCCCGGCGGCAACAGCAUCAGCGCGUGCGAGCUCACCUGCGGCAUGAUCUACGCCCUGUCGCGCAACAUCGUCCCCGCCGGCCAGUCCAUGAAGGAGGGCCGCUGGGACCGCAAGCUCUACUCGGGCUUCGAGCUCUACGGCAAGACCCUCGGCGUGGUCGGUUUCGGCCGGAUCGGUCGCGAGGUCGCCCAGCGCAUGCUCGCCUGCGGCAUGAAGGUCGUCGCCUACGAUCCCUUCCUCACCCGCGACGAGGCCAAGAGACUCGGCGUCGAGUUCGGCCACAUCGACGACAUCUGGAGGCUCUCCGACAUGAUCACCUUCCACACGCCCCUCAUGCCCGAGACGAAGAAUCUCCUGAACAAGGACACCCUGGCGCGCUGCAAGAAGGGCGUCUACGUGGUCAACGUCGCCCGGGGCGGUAUCGUCGACGAGCAGGCCCUCCUCGACUCACUCAAGGCCGGCCACUGCGGCGGAGCCGCUCUGGACGUGUUCAGCGAGGAGCCGAUCAAGAGCGACUACCUGCUGGAGCUCGUCAAGCACUCGCGCGUCGUCGCCACUCCGCAUCUGGGCGCCAGCACGGCCGAGGCCCAGGAGCGCGUCGCCGUCGAGAUUGCCGAGCAAAUGCUCGUGCUCGGCGGCCACACCAAUCGCUAUCCCCUCACGGGGGUCGUCAACGCUCCGAGCAUCAGAGCGGCUCGCAAUCCCGAGCUGGCGCCCCGCCUCGACUUGGCCGUCAAACUCGGCGAGCUCCUCGGCCGCAUGCUCCCUACCAUCGGCGAGGUCGACUUCGCCGUGACCCACUACCACGGCAAGCCCAGCAGCCAGGACGGCAACUGCGCCGCGGCUCUGCUUCAGGGUGUGCUGCAGUCCCGAGCCGAGACCGUGGCCAGCAUCGGCGUGACCCCCAACCUGAUCAACUCCGUCAAAUUGGGCGAGAAGCUGAAGCUGAAGGUGCGCGAGGCCGACUGCGACAAGCAGGGCCUCGAGCACGAGUACGCCGUGGAGGUCAGAGCCGGCGAGCUCAGCGUCAAGGGCACUUGCGACAAAGCCACCAAGCUCAAUUUCCUGCUGAACGUCAACGGCGCGGACGCGGCCAAGCCCAUACCGAUGGCCGACCAAGUGUCGCUGUACAAGAUCGGUAAGGCCGAGGAUCUGGCCCAGGUGGUGCAGGCCGUGAUCAAGACAGAGGCCAAGAUCAGUUCGAUCGACAAUCUGGCGGACAAGUUCGUGCUGGUGCAGACCAAGGAUCCGGUCGACUUGGCCAAGGUGCAGCUGCCAGCGGGCGUGCACAAGUAUUGAUCAAAACGCGAAUCGAGUAUUAAUAUUAAGUUUUCGAUUGUAAACGAUUUACGGAAAUAAUUUUAUAAUGAAUAAUAAGAUAUAUUUUAACGUUUUUUUUUGUACUGUUGUUUGAGAAUUUAUUAUAAAUGUCUAUUGUGUAUCGUUGUUGAUAAUAAUUGCUAGACGAUGAGAAAUAUAGGAUGCGCUGCGAGCUGUUUUUUUUUCUUAUAAA